Messenger RNA from Temnothorax curvispinosus, 2187 nucleotides. RefSeq names its product conserved oligomeric Golgi complex subunit 8 (gene Cog8). Gene Ontology annotation, biological process: intra-Golgi vesicle-mediated transport. NCBI's taxonomy places the organism in Eukaryota, Metazoa, Arthropoda, Insecta, Hymenoptera, Formicidae. Gene Ontology annotation, cellular component: COG complex. The record is from RefSeq and is a predicted model, not a curated record. The coding region runs from base 321 to 2150 and encodes 609 amino acids. The transcript has 10 exons.
UCAGCUGAUUGCUCGUGCUUUAAAGAUGACGUGUCGGUGUCGCACGCGUCGCUUCAUAGAAAACCUCCGUAAUAAAUUAAUCUAAAGAGAGUGUUUGCCAAAUUUUUAUAAUCGCAAAACAAGAAAAUUAUUUUUUAUAAUCUAGAUUGAUAAAAAUUUUUUAUUCUUCGGGAUACGUACGUUAUGAAAGGAGCCGUUAAAUUACGUGACAUGUUGGAGAAAAACGUAUCUUGCUGACGUUUGCCACCUGUCUCAAUGAUUCGGCCAAUAUUAUACUAGAUUAUUAUUAUCAUAGAUCAUAGUUAGUAGUCAAGAAAAUCAUGGAUAUCGAAACGGAAAAUGUGAUAAAUCUAAUAUUUCCGGAAGGUAUUCCAGACUCUUGGAAGGAAAAUCCCAAUUUUUAUCAGUAUCUGUCAAAACUUGGAGGCUUCGAUGUAGAUCAGCUAAGUAAAGAACCUGAUCAUUUGUCCGAUGAGAAAAACGCAGUACUUCAGACUACACAGAAAUUGGUAUUUGCAAACUACAAAACUUUUAUUCAGACAGCAGAAAGCUCACGAGAGAUACUCAAUCAUUUCAAUGAGACCGAAGAUCGUCUUGACAAGCUUGUACAAAAGAUCCCAGAAUUUGUAGGAAAAUGUCAAUCGUUUUGCGAUACCUCAAAAGAUAUUAACGCGCAUCGAAGAUUAAAUAGCUUAACGCUAACGCGAAAUGCAGAGUUACUCGAAAUUCUCGAGAUGCCCCAAUUGAUGGAAUCGUGUUUGAGAAGCAACCAAUAUAACGAAGCAUUGGAAUUGUCUCAAUACGCUCGUCAAUUAGGAAUGAAACAUGGAGAUAUUCCUAUUAUCUCGUCUAUAGUGGCAGAGAUCGAAAGCAGCUGGUCGGGUAUGGUAGGACAGGUAGUUGGCUCUCUGAGAGGAGACCUACCACUUCCGAGAUGUCUUCAGCUUGUAGGUCUGUUGCGAUCUAUGGACGCGUUUACAGAAUCGGAACUUCGUAUUAAAUUCCUUCAAGCGAGAGACAGCUGGCUUCAGGGCCUGUUGAAUGCAAUACCGAAGGAAGACCCUAAUCUUCACAUGGCCAAAACGAUAGAAUUAUCCAGGAUACACUUGUUCAAUAUAAUAACUCAGUACAAAGCCAUGUUUAACGACGAUGAAUUAGUAAUUCCCGGUCGUGACUUGACGCUAAAUGAAUCCGCGAUAUUUUAUCAUUGGUUGGAGGAAAAGAUAUCGCAAUUUCUUACUACGCUAGAGCAGGACUUACCGGGUGUAACGUCUAUAGAUACCAUUUUGGGUCAGUGUACGUAUUUUGGAUUAUCGUUUGGUCGAGUCGGCGUCGAUUUUACUGGCCGAAUGUCGGAUAUAUUUGUACGAAUUAUCGGUGAAAGGUUUGAGCGGAACGUUCGUCGAACAACUAGAAAGUUUGAGAAAGAUAUGGAAACAUUUACGUUGAUUAACAAGACUCAACGACUCGAUAUAAAAAUGGAGACUUCCGUUAAUUCUGAAAAUCCGCCUGAACAACUGAUAGAAUUUUAUCCUCUGGCUGAAUACUGCAACGGGAUAAUAACAGCGUUCAAUGAAUUGAGACUCUGUGCACCAGUGGCACUCUCCGUUUUAUGCACAAACGUACUACAAGAGUCGUUGCAUAAUGUGGCGAGAGCUAUGUUGGUGUUUUACAAGCAAGAACAGCAAGCAUUUGCUGCCACGGAACGGGAAAACAUGAUUAAGUUCACGGAAUGUUUGAGCGAACACGUAAUACCUUAUAUACAGUAUUGCAUACACGCGAUUUUUCCGCCUAGCCAAAUUGCAACGCAUCUAGGAAUAUCAGUCGGUGUGCUGCAGAAAGAGGAGAUGACGUAUUUAAAUAAGCGAAGCAUAGUAGAACCUGUGGCUGUACUAUUACCUAUUAAAAAAGAUUCUUCGGCUUCUAAAUUAUCUACGUCUAACGUACAGCUAGUAACGUCGCAUAAUGCAAAGAAUCCUUCCAUCGCAAAGUCCCUGCCAACGGAACGUAUGGAUUCAAACUUAAAGAAGACUACUGUAAUAGAAAGGAAAGAAUCAGAAGAAAACGAACGUACCGAACAAGGAACAGUACAGAAGAGCGAUGUACAAAAUUUGCAGAAUUUCACCGAUGAUAUAAAAAGUAUCGUGUAAUGAAUCUGAUAUAAAGAGCAAAGUAUUUAAUUUAAAA